GCCGCGGCGCUGCCCGAUGACGCCGUGGAAGAGCCGCUUCCCUCGGCGCUCCCCGCCCCGCGGAGCCGCGGCGGAGCCACGCCGGGAGGGUAGUACCGCAAUAGGAAUGACGGUGAACCCACCCCUGUGUUUUAGAGGAAAGAAGAUCCUGGCUCCAAUGGUGCGAGUGGGAACGUUGCCAAUGCGCCUUCUUGCCCUGGACUACGGUGCUGAUAUCGUGUACUGUGAGGAGCUGAUUGACAUAAAGAUGCUGCAGUGUAAGAGGGUUAUAAAUGAAGUACUUGAAACGGUGGACUUUGUUGCACCUAAUGAAAGAGUUGUUUUCAGAACUUGUGAAAGGGAGAGGCAACGUGUCGUCUUUCAAAUGGGUUCAGCAGAUGCUGAGAGAGCCCUGGCAGUAGCUAAGCUUGUAGAGAGUGAUGUGGCUGGUAUUGAUAUCAACAUGGGAUGCCCAAAAGAAUACUCUACUAAGGGAGGUAUGGGAGCAGCACUGCUAUCUGAUCCUGACAAAAUAGAGUCUAUACUGACUGCCCUUGUUAAAGGAGUUUGUAAACCGGUAACCUGCAAAAUCCGCAUUUUGCCCUCAGUUGAAGAUACUGUGAAUCUGGUGAAGAGAAUAGAAAAAACUGGUAUUGCUGCCAUUGCAGUCCAUGGAAGAAAUAAGGAGGAGAGGCCUCAGCACCCUGUCCACUGUGAUGUGAUCAAGGCCAUAUGUGAAGCUGUCUCCAUUCCAGUAAUAGCAAAUGGAGGAUCUCAUGACUUCAUCAAAGAAUAUAUGGACAUAGAGACCUUCCAGAAAGCAACAGCUGCCUCAUCAGUAAUGAUAGCUCGUGCUGCCAUGUGGAACCCAUCUAUCUUCAGAAAAGAGGGUUUUUUCCCCUUGAAGGAUGUAAUGCAAGAUUACCUUAAAUAUGCAGUGAGAUAUGAUAAUCACUAUACCAACACAAAAUACUGUUUGUGUCAGAUGUUAAGAGAACAGUUGGAAACUGCUCAGGGUAAGAAGCUACAUGCUGCACAGUCCACACAGGAGAUCUGUGAAGUCUUUGAAAUGGGUGACUUCUAUGAAGAAACAAGAGCUAUUUUUGAAGCAAAGAAAAUGUCUUUAGAAACUGAGACACAAGAUGAAGACGACCAAGUAGAUGAUCCAGAUGUAAUAAAAAUGGCUGUUAGAUUUGACAAGCGAGAAUAUCCACCACAGAUUACUCCAAAAAUGUAUCUUCUGGAAUGGUGUAGGAAAGAAAAGCAUCCUCAACCUGUUUAUGAAACUUUUCAAAGACCAUUGGAUAGAUUAUUCUGUUCAGUAGUGACAGUAGCUGAGCAAAAAUACCGAUCAACUCUAUGGUAAAACUUGGAGCAAGCAGUGUCCCAUUUGGUGCCUCUGGUGCUUUGGAAGGCUUUUGCUUUUAAUGUUUCUUGAACAACUGUAUAAACCCAGAGGAUUAGAGUCUGCCUGCAGGAGAGCACCAAGAAGGGCAGCUGUUGUUCUCUUCAGCAUUUUUUUGCUGAGCCAUCAGGACAGCUUAAUGCUACUACAUGUUAAAAAACUCCUGCAUUAUAGUGGUUGUGGGUACGGACAGUGCUGCUGACCACUUCCUGCUGAAUCCCUGCCCCUCUGAAACCACUUCGUGGCUGACUGAGUGUUUCUUCUUUUUUAAUUGUGCAAAACUGGAGAAGAUGUGUAUGUGUUAAUUCAAAGGGAAAAUUAAGUGGGAGAUUCCAGAGACCGUUUCUUGUCUAUGUCCUUUUCUACACGAUUAUAUUAAAACCUUUACAUCUGCAGUCUGUCUAUUUUCCUUGUUGUAAUAGGAUAAAAGAUGCCAUAUCAGCAGUAGCUAUUUUACCUUGAAAAAUUAUCCAUCUUUUUGAUAAUGUUUUGCUUGGCUUUUGAUCUGUAAAAAUAGAAGGAGUAAAAGGAGGCAGAAUAGGCAAAGCAAUAGUCUUAAGGCGUUUUUUCCUUGUAAUUAGAUGAAUUCCCAGUUGCAGUAUCUUUCUUGCUGUUUUCUUGAUUUAUUUUUUUCUCUCUCAAAUGGUCAUCAGACUCUGCCUUUGUGAAUUUUCCCCCAUUGUGUUAUCUUUAUCAAAAAUAUACCUUAAAAACCUCAUUAUGUUCCUGGGAAAGAACACUUUACUCUCUGCCAUGCAAUAGCUCUGGCUUUUUUUAGGUUUUCAGGGGUUUUGCAUUCAUUUUCAUCCAGAUAAUUGAGUCAUAGCACUCCUUGCUAAAACUCUGGUUUGUUUUAGUCUUGUAUCUGUGGAAAAGACCUUGAAGAUGGUUUGCAGAAGUAUGUGGCAUCACAGGGUACUGGUGUGUUUAUAACGUGAUGCCUAAACUGGGGUUUAUGCUAAUUACUUUUCUCUCGUAUUGUCAGUCUAAGAUCUUUUGCAAACCUUGUCCCGCUCUUGGUUUUGUUUAAGGAACUUAUUUUUUCAAGGACAAAAUAUUUUGCUGUGUUUCUGCUACCUCGUUGAUGUUACAUAUAUAGAAUAUAGAUGUUUUCUAAUAUAUUUUUUGUGUUUCAUUCUACUUUCUCCCUAAAUAGCUUUUAACUUUGAUACACUGCCUUUCAUUUAGGCAUAUUAAGCUACUUGUUAUCAUGGAGGUGACCAGCUUCCAUUACUUUGUAUUCUUUGUCUCCCAGUUGUUACUACCUGGAUGUAACUAUUAUGAUAUUUUUGCCUAACAAUGACAGAAACUAGAAGUAAAUGACAAAAUUAGAGAGUAUUCUGCACACUGAGCAAUUUUGUAAUGGUACAUUUUGCAGUCGUUGUCUGCUUUCUAAUUAAUCAACAGAUUGUGAACCUCGGUAUCAGCAAAUGCUUUAUACAAAAUUCAGACUUAAUAAAAAUAAAACUGAAUAGUUAAUUGUUUUUCCCAGUAACCAAUGCAGCCUCAAACACUUUAAAUGUUAACUAGCCAACAUUUGAAGUGAUAAAGGCACAUGGCAUUUUGUACAGAUAAUCAUAUCUUCAGUCUGUCAAAUUUAAACAAUUUUAAUGCCUCAGAAGGACAUUAUGCAAGGAAAUACAUGAGGAAAAAAAAGAUUUUGACCAAAGUUUGCAUCAUGUUUUAGAAUGGAGGUAUUCUUUAUUUCAAGAUGAGUAAUUCUUAAUGUCAUGGUUUAUACAAUUGUUUUAGACAAUUUUUUUAAUGGGAAGAUAAUUUAUUUAAGUUUGGUAAGGACAUAAUUGAAUUAUUUACUGAUCAAAUAAUGUCACAGUGUUAAAUUUAACUAGUUUAGCCUUUUCUCUUACUGAUUUUCUUAAUGGGAAAAUGUUUGUGGCUUAUUCCUUCUUAACAUAUGGGAGCACCAGAGCCUCGUCUCCAGAGGAGUAAGCAGCAGGUCAGACAUUUUAUUUUGCAUUUGUAGAAAGAUGAUUUUUGCAUAUUCAGACAUCUGUAACCUUUUUGAUAAUGAAAGCAACUGAUCAUAUGAUUUGGUUUUGCUUGAUGACUAGCUGACAUGAAUCCUUGCAAUAAGAUUUCUAGUCUGAAUACAUGUUAAAAAAAAUUUUAUGUGAGCAUUCAUUGAAAUGCUGUUGUUUUGUUCAAUAUAAAUUAACAGCUAAACCAUUCUUUAUAUACAUAUCUGAUGAAUUAAUAUAUAGGACUUGCAAAUACAGCAAAAUAAAUGAAUUUUAAAUGGGUGAACCUUUACUGGGUAAUAUUAUUCCAGAGCUGACUGGGACCACUCCAUUAAUUGAAUAGCUCAUUCUCCAGCUAGGAAAAAUUUAAUCAGUUGUUCCUUUUUGUGUGUUGCCUUUUCUACUUUCCAUAAAUUUUUAAUGUACAG
Messenger RNA from Chiroxiphia lanceolata (lance-tailed manakin), 3791 nucleotides. It is a transcript of the gene DUS2, whose product is annotated as dihydrouridine synthase 2. Gene Ontology annotation, molecular function: tRNA dihydrouridine synthase activity; flavin adenine dinucleotide binding; tRNA binding. Gene Ontology annotation, cellular component: cytoplasm. The record is from RefSeq and is a predicted model, not a curated record. Bases 17 to 1345 code for a protein of 442 amino acids. The transcript has 16 exons. Lineage: Eukaryota; Metazoa; Chordata; Aves; Passeriformes; Pipridae. Gene Ontology annotation, biological process: tRNA dihydrouridine synthesis.